This is a messenger RNA of Schistocerca gregaria, 991 nucleotides long. Its product is annotated as brachyurin-like. Gene Ontology annotation, biological process: proteolysis. The record is from RefSeq and is a predicted model, not a curated record. Gene Ontology annotation, molecular function: serine-type endopeptidase activity. NCBI's taxonomy places the organism in Eukaryota, Metazoa, Arthropoda, Insecta, Orthoptera, Acrididae. The transcript is spliced from 7 exons. The coding region runs from base 36 to 923 and encodes 295 amino acids.
GUCGACUCCAUCGUUGCUCCGUUCACCGACUAGACAUGAAACUCCUGUUGGCGUGCAUUCUCCUGUCAGUGGCGGUGGCGCAGGGAGACCCCCAGCGCUAUGUGCGUCGCUUCCCCUCGGGCAGGGCGAGGCGGCCUAUGGACACCGUGGUGCUCAGACCGUCAGGCAGUCACCAAGAUGACACAAAGGAGGCGCCCGGAGGGGGACGCAUCAUCGGCGGCGUCGAGGCGAGCCUGGGCCAGUUCCCGUGGCAGGCGGCGGUGCGGCUGGACGGCUCCGCCUUCUGCGGCGGCUCGCUCAUCACGGAGAACUGCGUCCUCACCGCGGCACACUGCGCCUACGGGACAACGUCGUUCACGAUAAGCCUGGGCACAUUGUCGUCCGCUGAAAACCCAGAGGGGGCGCUGACGCAGACGUCGACGGACGCCGUCGUUCACCCGGACUACUGGACGGACGGCAGCACCACGGACAACGACGUCGCGGUCGUUCACCUCUCGGAAAUGGUCACGCUUACUGACACAAUCAAGACUGUGAGGCUGGCGUCGCAGGUGGACAAGACUUACAAUUACUGGACAGCAACCCUUAGCGGCUGGGGCAAGGUGUCAGACGAGUCACAAACCGUGAGCCCUGCGCUGCUGUACGUAGACCUGGUAGUCAUCCCCAAUGAAGACUGCGAGGAGGCCUUUCCAGGAGCCAUCAGCAUCGACCACAUUUGCACAAGGGGUGCCACCAAUGAAAGUCCUUGUAAUGGCGACAGCGGCGGCCCUCUGGUCGUACUAGAGGAAGACGGCGAAAUCACGCAAGUGGGCGUGGUGUCUUUUGGGUCUGACUACGGCUGUUCACUGGGGUACCCAGGAGCCUACGCGCGCGUCACCACCUACCUCGACUGGAUCAACGAGAACUCAGUCCACGGUGGCCGCUGAGUUCGCUGCAGAUAAGCAAGUAGAUCCACUUUGUACACCAAGACAAUAAACUAAUGCUGGGAAAACAA